Anopheles cruzii is the source of this 450-nucleotide messenger RNA. RefSeq names its product 39S ribosomal protein L55, mitochondrial-like. The coding region runs from base 30 to 368 and encodes 112 amino acids. The record is from RefSeq and is a predicted model, not a curated record. The transcript is spliced from 2 exons. Lineage: Eukaryota; Metazoa; Arthropoda; Insecta; Diptera; Culicidae. Gene Ontology annotation, molecular function: structural constituent of ribosome. Gene Ontology annotation, biological process: translation. Gene Ontology annotation, cellular component: mitochondrial large ribosomal subunit.
CACGAGAAAGUUCCGAAAAAACUGUCGCGAUGCAUUUGCAUUUAUCUAGGCUGCUACCGGCAUGUGCAAUGAAUUCGGUAAGGUGCAUUUCCUCCAACAGCGCUGCGGUGGUAAAAGUGCAUCGAAGUAUUUACUCUCGCCGCUACCCAACCAUGGUGGUUUUUCCCGACGGGGCCACCAUCAACAUCAGCUACCACGAACCGCGAAGGAUAAUCAAGUUACCCUUGGAUCUAAGCUUACUAUCCGAAGCUGAACGGAAGGCUCGUAUUGAGAAGCGCAAACCGAAGCAAAAGAUUGUUAUCGAGGACGAUGUAGAAGAGGAUACGUUCAAUGCCAACAAGUAUCUGAAGUACAUCAAAAAGAAGUAAACGUGUCGGAAUCACACAUUAGUUGUAAAUAAAACAAUGCUGAUUAGUUGUCGUAUACCCGUAUAUUGUAUUAUUGCUUUCA